Notolabrus celidotus (New Zealand spotty) is the source of this 792-nucleotide messenger RNA. RefSeq names its product glutenin, low molecular weight subunit-like. The record is from RefSeq and is a predicted model, not a curated record. Bases 1 to 792 code for a protein of 263 amino acids. NCBI's taxonomy places the organism in Eukaryota, Metazoa, Chordata, Actinopteri, Labriformes, Labridae. The transcript is spliced from 4 exons.
AUGAACACUAAGCAGCCCCCCAACAGCUACCAGCAGCCCAUCCAAAUCCACCAGCAGCCCUCCUUCAGCAACCAUCAGCCCUCAUUCAGCAACCAGCAGCCCUCCUUCAGCAACCAGCAGCCCUCCUUCAGCAACCAGCAGCAGCAGCCCUCCUUCAGCAACCAGCAGCCCUCCUUCAGCAACCAGCAGCCCUCCUUCAGCAACCAUGAGCCCUCCUUCAGCAACCAGCAGCCCUCCUUCAGCAACCAGCAGCACCAGCAGCCCUCCUUCAGCAACCAGCAGCCCUCCUUCAGCAACCAGCAGCCCAUCCAAAGCCACCAGCAGCCCUCCUUCACCAACACGCAGUCAAUCCAAAGCCACCAGCAGCCCUCCAACAGCAACCAGCAGCCCAUCCAAAGCAACCAGCAGCCCAUUCACAGCAACCAGGAGCCCAUCCAAAGCCACCAGCAGCCCAUCCAAAGCCACCAGCAGCCCAUCCAAAGCCACCAGCAGUCCAUCCAAAGCCACCAGCAGCCCUCCAACAGCAACCAGCAGCCCAUCCAAAGCAACCAGCAGCCCAUUCGCAGCAACCAGCAGCCCAUUCACAGCAACCAGCAGCCCAUUCACAGCAACCAGCAGCCCAUCCAAAGCAACCAGCAGCCCAUUCACAGCAAACAGCAGCCCAUCCAAAGCCACCAGCAGCCCAUCCAAAGCCACCAGCAGCCCUCCAACAGCAACCAACAGCCCGAGUCAGUUGCUGAAAUCAGCAUUAUUCUGAAUGGCUGUCUCAAAGUUAUCGAGGAGGCAGUGUAG